AUGACCUUGCGUGGUAGCGCCGCCUGGAAGCAGGUGGGUUCAAUUGCCCAGCAAGCCUUCAGAAGCUUGUCGCAACAGUCAUGCAGCAGCGAUCGCUUCAAGUCACCAUGGCUCCUCUCAGUCCGUGGUGUCUCGGCAGAGGCGGAGGGUAUGAAGUCGCUCUAUGAGUCCAUCAUGUCUGAAAGAGACAAGAAAAUGGCAGAAAACAAGGAAUUGCUCCUGUCUGUCAUGGAAACUUCACCUACGAAGCGUGGGGCGAAGAAGUGGCUCAAGGACUUCGCGCCAGCCCUCAGUCGCAAAUGGCAGCCUAGAGGCAUCAAUACGGCUGGUCCUCUGCCCCAGGCUGACACUCGGCCCGUGGAAGACAACCUCCCUCAGGUCGCCAUUGUCAAGCUCAGGGAGCCCCAGUCCAUCGACGACGCCACUCUCAGAGGUGUGGGCAGGACUCUUUGUCAGCUUCAAAUGUUGGGGCUGCUAAGUAUUGUCGUUAUUGAUUGUGACCAGGACUUGGUCAAGGGAGAUGUCCUUUGGCCGGUGAUCAUGAAGCAGACUGAGCGUGCACUGGCUGGAGCUACGAUUGCACCUCUAGCACGACCACGUGUGAUGGACUACGUUAUGGGCAUUCGGCCUGGAUCUGAGGGCGACCAAGCCUCCUGUCUCUCCGCUGGAGGCGUAUUCGUCUCCAGAGAGGAACCACUCAUCAGAGCCUUGAAGGACGACGCCAUUGUGGUGGUACCAACCUAUGCAGUCUCUACGGAUACCUGCGCCGCCAGGACUGUCCAGGCAGACGAGGUUGUUGUUGCACUCACCCGGUAUUAUUCUGGCUUGCAGUUACCCAACAAGUCAUCGGGUGACCCGGCAGAUGCCUCUCAGGAGCCGGCACCCAAGCCAAAAGCCGAUAUUCGAAAAGUCAUCAUUAUUGACCCUCUUGGCGGACCACCUGCAAACAACCGACCAGAAGGCGCACACGUGUUCCUCAACAUGAUACAGGAAUAUGACACGGCAAUGAAGUACAUCAAGGAAGCCGAUUAUCCGGAGCUCGAAAUGGCGAGCAGCGCCAUAGUAUCGACCCCUUUGGCAUCUGCGCACAUCCGAAAGAAGCAUGCAGACAACUUGGAGCUAACGAAGCGCAUCGUGACGUUACUUCCACCGUCAGCCUCGGUAGUCAUUACUACGCCCGAAGAAGCUGCAAAUCUACGGGGUGAGAAGGGCGAAGAGUCGCACAACUUUGGCUUUCUGGCCCAGACAAGGACACGCAAGCCCAAGAAUGCGCUGAUACACAACUUGAUCACCGACCGGCCGGCAUUCUCAUCGUCGCUGCCGAUUGCCAGAUUCGCUGCGAGCAAGCCACAAGCUAUCAAAACGGGGACCAUGGGUAACAUGGACUGGACCAGUAAACCUAUCAUCACUCAAUCGAGAACAACGCUUGCCAAGCGUGGGAUGCCCCUGACCAUGCUUCCAGAUCCAUUCGCCAGCCCUUGGAUGCCAACAGCCCCAGGCCAGCCGAGGUUGCGACUGACAGAUCCAUGCGUCGACCUGCCGCGGCUUGUUCACCUGAUUGAUGAUUCAUUCGACAGGAAGCUGGACGUACAGCACUAUCUCAACCGCGUAAAAGACAGUCUAGCCGGCAUUAUAAUCGUGGGCGAAUACGAGGGCGGCGCCAUCCUGACUUGGGAGGCACCCAACCCUGACAACCUCCCGGCUGCCGAGGCAUAUGCGGAGGCGUAUAAGCAGGGUAGAUUGGUGCCGUACUUGGACAAGUUUGCGGUGCUCAAGAGGGCACAGGGGGAGGGCGGAAUUGCCGACAUUGUCUUCAACGCCAUGAUCCGCACUUGCUUCCCUAAGGGACUUUGCUGGCGGAGUCGUAAGGAUAAUCCCGUAAACAAGUGGUAUGCCGAGCGAUCGAGAGGUUUUCGGAAGCUGGACGGCUCCAACUGGAGUAUGUUUUGGACAACCGAGUGGGAUGAUCAUAACAACGCCGAUUAUGAGGAUGUCUGUCGCAAGAUACAGCCAUCUUGGGCGGAUAACAAGCAAAUAGUGGACUGA
Pyricularia pennisetigena is the source of this 2046-nucleotide messenger RNA. RefSeq lists its product as uncharacterized. Bases 1 to 2046 code for a protein of 681 amino acids. Gene Ontology annotation, biological process: L-arginine biosynthetic process. Lineage: Eukaryota; Fungi; Ascomycota; Sordariomycetes; Magnaporthales; Pyriculariaceae. Gene Ontology annotation, molecular function: L-glutamate N-acetyltransferase activity, acting on acetyl-CoA as donor; arginine binding. The transcript has 3 exons. The record is from RefSeq and is a predicted model, not a curated record. Gene Ontology annotation, cellular component: mitochondrial matrix.